Neolamprologus brichardi is the source of this 369-nucleotide messenger RNA. NCBI's taxonomy places the organism in Eukaryota, Metazoa, Chordata, Actinopteri, Cichliformes, Cichlidae. The record is from RefSeq and is a predicted model, not a curated record.
GUCGGCUGCUUUGUAGCAGAUGGAGAGGAAGAUGGAGGAGAACACUGUUAGCGAUGUCGACGCUGGCCGUGAAGCUGGGGGAGAGGAUGCCUUGGUGGGCAACGUAAACAAGCUGAUGGUGAGCCCACCAGGAUACUCAGGAACUCCACGAAAAGGACAUCUGGUUUUUGAUGCAUGCUUUGAAAGUGGGAACCUGGGUCGUGUUGACUACAUCAGUGAGUUUGAAUUUGAUCUCUUCAUCCGGCCUGACACCUGCAACCCCCGAUUCAGAGUGUGGUUUAACUUCACUGUGGAGAACGUCCGAGAGACACAGCUUCUUGGACACAGGCUCUGAGACGGAGACAGGGCUCUAAAUCACUUAACUGGAAC